This is a messenger RNA of Apodemus sylvaticus (European woodmouse), 7179 nucleotides long. It is a transcript of the gene Nwd1, whose product is annotated as NACHT and WD repeat domain containing 1. NCBI's taxonomy places the organism in Eukaryota, Metazoa, Chordata, Mammalia, Rodentia, Muridae. Gene Ontology annotation, molecular function: protein binding. The record is from RefSeq and is a predicted model, not a curated record. The coding region runs from base 1 to 4692 and encodes 1563 amino acids. The transcript has 18 exons.
AUGGACACAGAGCGGGAAGCGCUGCAGUGCACAGCUUACCCUGAGGUUCAGAGCUUCUGCCAGAGGCACGGCUUGGCGUUCGAGGUGGUUGAUCUGAGGUGGGGUAUUCCGAACACACAAGCCACUGACCACUUGACCGCGGAACUCUGCUUAGAAGAACUGGAGCGCUGUCAGAGGUCAUCCGUAGGACCAGCUUUCGUGGCCCUCCUGGGCGGCCAGUAUGGCCCCUGCCCCGUUCCCCAGAGAAUUGAGGAAAAGGAGUGGGAGGCGCUAAGGGCUCAGCUGACCUCCAGGCCUCGAGAUCUGGAGCUGGUGACCAGACACUUCCAGAGAGACGACAACACGAUCCCUCCAACCUACGUCUUGCAGCCUCCAGGCGCGCUGGUGGUCCCGGGGCCCGAGGAAGCCACCUUAGCCUCUGUUCUGAGAGCUGGAGCCCAGGAGGCUUGGAGGCUCGGCCUCAUCAGCCAGGAGCAAUGGAUGUGCUACCAUCGAUCAGUCAUUGAGUGGGAGAUCGAGCGCGGCCUCCUGAACUCAGCACGAGGGGACCAGGGGGCUACUGUCUUCCUGAGAGAUGUACAGGAUCUCAGUAAACACAUCCUGGAUGACUGCUCUCUGAAGAUGGUGGACAGGCUGGCAGACGGCUGCCUGGAUACCGAUGCCCAGAGCCUUCUCAGUGGUCUUAAAGGGCGCAUACUGGAGGCUCAGCCUGGAGCCCUAAAGUCCCACCACCUGCCCUGGAGCCGAGACCUGGUCAACCCCAAGAACAAGACUCACGCCCGUUACCUAAAACAGCUGAGUGAGCAGUUCGUGGCCAGGGCCAACUGUCAGGUCCUGGAGCAGCUUCGAGAGCUAGACUCAGGCAGACAGGAGCUGGGUUGGCUUUACCAAGAGAUCCGCCACCACCUCUGGCAGAGCACAGAGUCUACCAAGGUCUUCUGCGGCCACCAGGAGCUCCUGGCCGGGCUUGGGCAGCGGCUCAAACAGGAUGAGAGCCAGAUGCAUACUCCCUUGGUUCUCUUUGGACCGCCAGGCAUCGGGAAGACCUCCCUCAUGUGCAAGCUAGCCCAGCAGGUACCAGAGCUGCUUGGCCACAAGACAGUGGCUGUCCUGAGGCUGCUGGGGACGUCAAGGCUGAGCCUGGAUGCCCGCGGCCUCCUCAGGAGCCUGUCCUUCCAGCUGUGCUUGGCAUACGGGCUGCCACUACCCCCAGCCCAGGUCCUGGAGGCCCACAGCAGGGUGGGUCACUUCUUCCACACUCUCCUCCACACUGUGUCCCAGAGGAACUUUGAGUCCCUGGUGUUGCUCCUGGACUCUGUGGAUGACCUGGAUUCCAUAUGCCAUUCUCCAAGGGUCUCUUGGCUGCCCCUCAAGUGUCCGCCGAGAGUGCACCUCAUCCUCUCUGCAUGCUCAGGCCAGCAGGUGUUACGUAACCUGCGACAGACUCUCCAGGACCCCAGUGCCUUCUGGGAGGUGAAGGCCCUGUCUGGCAGCCAAGGCCGGGAGUUCAUCCAACUGCUGUUGGCUGAAGCGAGGAGGACGCUGAGCCCCGGUCAGAGAGAUGUCCUCUGGGCCAGCCUCCCAGAGUGUGGCCACCCAGGGAGGCUAAGGCUGGCCUUUGAGGAGGCCCGGAAGUGGGCCUCCUUCACUGUGCCAGUGCCCUUGGCCACUUCAGCAGAGGAAGCCACACACCAGCUCUGUAUACGCCUGGAGGAGACACAUGGGCCUCUGCUGGUAGCUCAUGUACUGGGCUAUAUUGUAUCUUCCAGGUACGGUCUCUCAGAGGCGGAGCUGAAGGACGUGUUGUCUUUGGAUGAUGAAGUCUUGCAGGCUGUGUACCGGGACUGGACACCACCCAGCAAAGAGUUGCUGAGAUUCCCGCCCCUGCUGUGGGUGCGGCUGCGCCGGGACCUGGGACACUGCCUGGUCAGGAGGCCCGUGGAUGGUUGCAUGUUACUGGCCAUUGCACAUAGGCAGCUGUCCCAGGUAAUCCAAGCUCGCUAUCUGUCUGGGCCCGAGAGAGCCAAGAGGCAUGGCGUGCUAGCUGAAUUCUUCUCUGGAGCCUGGAGCCAGGGGAUCAAGAAACUUAUCACUCUGCCACUCGUGGGGAAGCCCCUGAACCUGGACCGUAAGGUGGCCCCACAGCCACUGUGGUUCUCAGGCACAGUGGCCAACUGGAGGAAGCUGACUGAACUGCCCUUCCAUCUGCUGCAUGCAGGCCGUUUGGAGGAGUUGAAGCAGGAGGUUCUGGGGAACAUGAGCUGGAUCUCCUGCCGGGGCAUUUCUGGGGGCAUUGAGGAUCUGCUGGAUGAUUUUGACAUGUGUGCUCCUCACAUGGACUGUCCUGAGGUCUAUCUGAUCAGAGAAGCCAUCCAGCUGUGUGGCCCUGCCAUCGAGCUCCGGGGCCUGGAAAAGAGCGUCCUAUACACUGAGCUCCUGGCCAGACUCCUUUUCUUUGCUGCAUCGCACCCAGCAAUGAUUGGACAGCUGUGCCAACAAGCCCAGAGCUGGUUCCGUGCCUGCCCCUACCCGAUGCUGGUGCCCCUGGCAGGAUUCCUGCAGCCACCUGGUGGGCCUCUUCGAGCCACUCUCACCGGGUGUCACAAAGGCAUCACCGCCGUAGCAUGGAGCCUGGAGGAGAAACUCCUGGUGGUGGGCACCCAGGAUGGCACCAUGGUUGUAUGGGAUGUGGAGGAACAACAGGUGGUUCAUGUUCUAAUGGGACACACAGCUGAAGUGAGGUGUGUGCGAGUGUUUGCCCAAGGGACUCUUGCCAUCUCUGCAUCAAAGGACCAUACCCUGCGUCUGUGGAGUCUGCUUUCUGGCCGGGAGAAAGUCACCAUUUUGGAUGGAGGGUUACCAAAUCCCAUAGAGCCCCAGAGCUGGGGCCUUCAUGUGGAUGAGAUAAACAAGGUUGUAUAUUCAACAUCUGGUGCAAAGAUCAACGUGUGGAAUCUGGAAACUUCAAAGCUGGUUUUCUGUAUCACGGGAGAUGUGUCUGAUCCCUGGGUCUGUGUGGCUUUGUUGGCUGCCCAGGGUUUGCUGCUUGCCCUGUCCAAGGGCGGCCAGGUCAGUCUGUGGAGCUCGGCUGUGGGAAAACUGCAGGAGAAACACCAGUUAUCUAGCAUCAAAGAAGAGACACCCACCUGUGCUGUCUCCAUCCCGACCCAGGCAAGACUGGUUGCUGGCUUCAGCAGUGGCUCCAUUGCCCUGGUCUCCGCUGGAGAAGACAAGUUGCUGGAGAAGCUCCCAGAAGCUGUGGGGCUCCUGGUGGUUUCUGAAGACGAUUCUCUUCUUGCAGCAGGCUUUGGAAGAUGUGUGCGGAUUUACUUGGCUGACUCACAAGGCUUCCACCAGUUCAUGGCUUCAGAUCUGGAACACGAGGACGUGGUGGAGACAGCAGUCUGGGGUCCUGAGAACAAUCUGAUCAUCACAGGGUCCCAGGAUACACUUAUCCAGGUGUGGAGUCUAUCAGAACAGGGGACCCUGCUGAAUGUCCUCGAGGGCGUGGGUGCCCCUGCGAGCCUGCUGGUCAGGGGUGGAACUCUGGUGGUGUCUGCAUCCUGGAAGUCUUCAUCUUUCAAGGUCUGGGAUCUCAGGUCCACUCAGAAGCUGCCGUCUCCGACUCCAUUUCUGGACCGCACGGGCCUCACUGCAGUGUCCCACUACGGCAGCUAUGUCUACUUCCCUAAGGUUGGGGACAAAAACAAAGUCACGAUUUGGGACUUGGCAGAAGGUGAAGAGCACGAUUCCCUGGACACGUCCAAUGAGGUCUGCUGUCUGGAGGUAGCCGAGCAGGCCAAGCUCCUCUUCACAGGCCUGAUUUCUGGGAUUGUGCUUGUGUUCCCCCUGAAUUCCAGGCAAGAUGUGCUGUGCAUCCCCCCACCUGAGGCACGCAAAGCUGUCAACUGCAUGUCUCUGAGCAAGAGCGAGGACCGGCUGGCCAUUGCCUAUGAUAACAUUGUCCUGGUGCUUGAUAUUAGCCCUGGGGACCCAUGUCCUGCCAUUGAAGGCCCCACCUAUACCUUUUACACGCAGCUGCCCGAGACCAUAGUGAGUGUGGCUGUUCUGGCUGACUACCGCGUGGUCUAUGGCAUGAGCGAUGGCAGCCUCUUCCUGUAUGACUGUGCAUGGUCUAAAGUGUUCCCGCUGGAGGCCCAUGGGAGCAGGGUGAGCUGUGUGGAGGUCAGCCACGGAGAGCAGCUAGCAGUGAGCGGGGCUGAGGACCCACUGCUGUGCCUCUGGGACCUGCAAGCUUGCAGAGGGGUGUUCGAGAUGAGCUAUGAGAGCUCCUGCUGCAGAGGGGUGCGGUGUGCCUGCUUCUCCAAGGAUGACAAGCAUAUAUUUGCAGGCAUGGAGGACCGAUCUGUCACCGCCUGGAGCACGCUGGAUGGCACCCUUUUGGCUGUCCAGUUUGUUCAUGCUGUGAUCAACCGAAUCAUCCCUACCUCCAACGGCUUCAUGGCCCCCACAAGCCACGGCUAUCUCAUCCGUGAGCGCUUCCAGUGCCCAUCAGUCCGAGCCUCCCAACAAGACCCUCUCAAGAACUUCAAGAAGGCAGUAUGGCUGGUAAAGACAAGGCAGAGGGAAGAGAUGGCUGUGGCAGAGGCCCCCCAGAAUACAGAACCAGUGGCCGUAGAGGGAAAGGAAUCAAAAUCAAAUAAACGCUCCCAGGUCUGCCUCAUACUCUGAAAGCCUACCAAGGCAGGGGCUUCAGUGACUUACCGUGACUUACCUGCUUGAAGGCAACUGACUCUGCUGGUGCCACAUGGACCCCAGCCUUCCUCUCAACCAUCUCCAUUUUCCUCACAGCUUUUCCUGGGUUCUCAGGCCACGCCCUCACGUUAGCAGCAGUCUGAGUCUCCCACCAUCCUCUAAGAACGUGGAGCAAAUCCUUGCCUGCCUUUUAGUCCUACUGGUGUAACUUUUAUCCUUGAGCCAAUUACUAGCUCUGAGAGGAUCUGCAAUCAUUGUAAGGACCAAGGGUGACCUGGUCGAAGUGUUGUAUGGUAGAGAGUGCCAGACCGUAGGGAUGUGGUGGGCACUGUCCUGUCUUCAUAGCAGUGAGCAUCCAGUAAUAGCUCAUAAUCCGUGCUACAAAGCCACACACAGCACAGUUAGCCUGUCUGUAGCUCCUGCUCUGAGACUCAAAAUGGUGUGUAAAAAAAUUCCCCCAGGUUCAGAUGGUGGCACAGCCUUCAAUCCCGGCACUCAGGUGGCAGAGGCAGGAGGAUUCCUGUGAGAGAAAGGGCUGGUGCUGGCUCAGGGCUUAAUUCACCUGUAGACUCCAGGUUUACAUCCCAGAACCCGUGAACACUGUCACCACACACUAUCACCAGCCUGCAAGCCUAGCCUCUGGGAACAGGCUAUUCCUGUUUCUUCCACUGCUGUGACUGAAAAAACUCGACCAAAAGCAACUCAGAGGAGGAAAUGGUUCAUUUGGCUUCUACCCCCAGGCCACACACAGUUCAUCACUGUGAGAAGAAGGGAAGGAACUCAAGCAGGGACUGAAGGCAAGCCUGUUGGCUAUGGCACACAGCAUGACCUCUGACUAGGGGACUCACUCCACCACAGACAUACAGCAGUGUCUCAGUCACUAUUCCAUUGUGAUUGUCAAGAGACACCAAGACCACGGCAAAACAGUUAAUGGGGGGUGGGUGGGUGCUUGAUCAUAAUUUCAGAGGCUUAGUUCACUGUCAUUACAGGGAACCUGGCAGCACACAUGGCGGACACUCAAAUAUAUAUAUAUAUGCCUAUGGGAGCCGUUCUCAGUCAGGCCACAAGCCUGAACCAUAGAGGAUGUGGUUUCUGCCUUUCUCCUGAUUAGCUAAACUUUUUCAUAAGCCCCAGCACCAUGUGCCCAGUGGGCUCCCUCCUCCACCAGUUAACAGUCAAGACAACACCCCAUGCACAGGCCCACAGACCAGUCUGAUCUGGGCAACCUGUCAAUCAAGACUGCUUCUCAGAUGACUCUAGACUAUGUAAAAUUGACAGUAAAAUCUAACAAGGUCGCAGAGAAUUCUGAGCAUUCUGGUGAGCUAGCUAGACACAUCUGUGAGCUCUGGGUUUGAUUAAGAGACCCUGCCUCAAUGAAUAAGGCAGAAGAGAAGUCAAUGAUUAUUCCUGACUCAACCUUAUGCCUUCAAAUACACAUACACAUGUACCCACAUGUGUGCCCAGGCACACAUGCACACGUACACACUCAUGGUGCCCACACCAACCUCCAUGUAUAGCCAAAAGUGCUGGUGCGGUCUUAUCCUCCUGCCUCCAUUUCCUGCUUGGACAACAGUCAUGACCACUAUGCCCAGCUAAGAUGCUUGGCUCAUUUAGUCCCUGACACACCAGAACAUGCUAGCAUCCACCUGCUUUGCUGCCAGACCCUCUGCCUUGAAGUGGCUCUCUCCACAGUGCCCACAGCCAUUGAGGGAGCCUGUCUUGUGCCUGGAGUCUUGUUUCUGUCAGACCUUAGAGGUGAGAGCCCUCCUUCACUCCAUGAGACACAAGACAGACUCAGCAAAAGCAGCAGAGAAACAAGAAAACGGCUCGUUUCUCUGUGUUGGAUACAGAACCAGGACUUGGAGGCAAGUGCUAUACCUCGAGCCACGCCCCCAGCCCUCACCUCACUGAGACAGUCCAGGAAGGGGCUUGACUACAUUCCAGCUUCAAAAUGAGGCCUUUGGAGAUACCUUGUUCAGUUAUUUCCCAAGUAAGGGUUCCAAUGCAUGCUUUAGCAAUUCUGAAAAUGUUAGCAUCAAAUUUUAUUUUUUAAAAAAAUUACUGGUCAUGGCAAACAGAAGUUGUGCAUGCCUUUAAUCCCAGCAUUUGAGAGGCAGAGGCAGGCAGAUCUCUGUGAGAUUAAGGCCAGCCUGAUCUACAAAGUGAGUUCAGGACAGCCAGGGCUACACAGAGAAUUCCUGUCAACAACAACAACAACAACAACAACAAAGGUCUGGAGAAAUGGCUCAGCAGUUUGAUUCAUCCUAGCCCCCCACAUCAGGAGGCUCACUAAAGGCACUGAUACACACACACACACACACACAAAUAAUUAAGAUCAAUAUUUUUAAAAAUUAUGGGCCAAUGAGCUGACUCAGUUGGUAACAGCCCUUGAUACUCAGUCCCAGCACACAGUUCAAUCCCUGGCACACAGUGUGGAAGCAGAGAACCAACUCUACUUGAGGU